This is a messenger RNA of Camelina sativa (false flax), 2481 nucleotides long. Its product is annotated as DNA replication factor CDC6. Lineage: Eukaryota; Viridiplantae; Streptophyta; Magnoliopsida; Brassicales; Brassicaceae. Gene Ontology annotation, biological process: cell division; DNA replication initiation; mitotic DNA replication checkpoint signaling. Gene Ontology annotation, molecular function: ATP hydrolysis activity; DNA replication origin binding. The record is from RefSeq and is a predicted model, not a curated record. Gene Ontology annotation, cellular component: nucleus.
GUUACUAUUUAUGGAGUAAUCCCAGUUGAUUCUUCACUUCGGCUCCAUCGGAUCUCAAUCUCCGUCAUCUUCUGAUAUUGUUAACCUACAAUGCCUGCCAUCGCUGGACCUAGUUCAUCCCCUCAGAAGCAUGUCGUCGGCUCCAGAUUGGAGGUUACCGGAGGUCUUAGAUCCGCCGAAGUCAACACUUGUCGGAAACGCAAGUUGAGAUCCGAUUCCGCUGCGGAGGUUUCAUCAUCGACGCCUGUGAAUUCGAUUUCCACGCCGAUGAAAUGGAAAUCUCCCCGACGGUGUGCUGUUUCAAUCCCUAAGACGUCUGAUGAGGAGAUUAAGGAAGAUUCUAAUGGGAAUUUGGCGAUAUCAGCAGUGAAGAACUUAUCUGUUUGUUUAGAUGUUGAAUCAAAGUGGAACCCUAGAGAUGAGGAACAAAUGAAAGCUGUGAAGGAGGCAUUACAUGUGUCUAAGGCACCUUCAACUGUUGUUUGCCGUGAGGAUGAGCAGAGACGGGUUUUCGAGUUUGUGAAAGGUUGUAUGGAACAGAACAAGGCUGGGAGUUUGUCUAUAUGUGGCUGUCCUGGAACUGGGAAGUCACUAUCCAUGUAGAAAGUAAGACAACAAGCUGAAGCCUGGGCGAAACAGACAGGGGUGCCUUGUCCUGAAACAUUGUCUGUUAAUUGCACGUCAUUGACAAAAUCAACCGAUAUUUUCUCCAAGCAUCGACCAUGAGAUUGAUUCUUCACUUCGGCUACAUUGGAUCUCAAUCUCGAUCUCAAUCUCCGUCAUCCUCUGAUAUUAUUAACCUACAAUGCCUGCCAUCGCUGGACCUAGUUCAUCCCCUCAGAAGCAUGUCGUCGGCUCCAGAUUGGAGGUUACCGGAGGUCUUAGAUCCGCCGAAGUCAAUACUUGUCGGAAACGCAAGUUGAGAUCCGAUUCCGCUGCGGAGGUUUCAUCAUCGACGCCUGUGAAUUCGAUUUCCACGCCGAUGAAAUGGAAAUCUCCCCGACGGUGUGCUGUUUCAAUCCCUAAGACGUCUGAUGAGGAGAUUAAGGAAGAUUCUAAUGGGAAUUUGGCAAGUCCAGUGAUAUCAGUAGUGAAGAACUUAGAUGUUUGUUUAGAUGUUGAAUCAAAGUGGAACCCUAGAGAUGAGGAACAAAUGAAAGCUGUGAAGGAGGCAUUGCAUGUGUCUAAGGCACCGUCAACUGUUGUUUGCCGUGAGGAUGAGCAGAGACGGGUUUUCGAGUUUGUUAAAGGUUGUAUGGAACAGAACAAGGCUGGGAGUUUGUAUAUAUGUGGCUGUCCUGGAACUGGGAAGUCACUAUCCAUGGAGAAAGUAAGACAACAAGCUGAAGACUGGGCGAAACAGACAGGGGUGCCUUGUCUAGAAACAGUGUCUGUUAAUUGCACGUCAUUGACAAAAUCAACAGAUAUUUUCUCCAAGAUACUUGGUAAAAAUGAGUCCGGGAGGGAAGCUAAUGGUUCAUCUCCACCUCUACAACAACUUCAGAGCUUGUUUUCUCAAAAGCAACAACAAUCCAGCUCAAAGAUGAUGCUUAUAAUUGCAGAUGAGAUGGAUUACUUGAUCACAAGAGAUCGAGGUGUCCUUCAUGAGCUUUUUAUGCUCACAACUUUGCCUUUUUCAAGGUGUAUACUUAUAGGUGUAGCAAAUGCAAUAGACCUUGCAGAUCGUUUCCUUCCAAAAUUGAAGUCUCUUAAUUGCAAACCUUUGGUUGUCACUUUCCGUGCCUAUUCUAAGGAGCAGAUCCUUAGGAUACUGCAGGAAAGGCUUGUGGCACUUCCAUAUGUUGCAUUUCAAUCAAAUGCCUUGGAAAUUUGUGCAAGAAAAGUAUCAGCUGCAUCAGGAGACAUGAGAAAGGCUCUAUGUGUUUGCCGGAACGCCCUAGAAAUCUUAGAAAUAGAAGCUAGAGGAUCAAUAGAUCAAGAACCACAAGGUCCAGUUCCAGAGUGUCAAAUGGUGAAGAUGGAUCAUAUGUUAGCUGCAUUGUCCAAGACGUUUAAAUCUCCAGUAGUCGACACCAUUCAGUCCCUUCCUCAACACCAGCAAAUCAUAGUCUGUUCUGCUGCAAAGGCCUUUAGAGGAAGCAAAAAAGAUAGAACCAUUGCAGAGUUAAAUAAGCUAUACUUGGAAAUCUGUAAAUCUUCGACGAUAACGCCAGCUGGAAUUACAGAGUUCACAAACAUGUGUACAGUGCUAAAUGACCAGGGGAUACUAAAACUUAGUCAAGCUCGGGACGAUAAGCUAAGGAGAGUGAGCCUCAGAGUAGAUGAAGCAGACAUCACAUUUGCUCUUAAGGAAAUUCGAUUCUUCCGCAACUGUCUUCUAUGAUGAAGUUAUUGAGUAAUAGCAAUGGAUUCCUCCAUUUUUUUUAUAGAAUACAAAGAGUAAAAAAAAAAAUACAGUACACAUAAAUUGUAUUAUUCUGUUAUACAAGUUGCAAACAAUACAUUAGUUACAUACUUACA